AUGGCUUCUAACAGCACUCAAUACCAAGGCGCCUGCAUCUGUAAAUCAAUCCAUAUUACGCUCCAAGGCGAACCAGUCAAAGCCAUGGCAUGUCACUGCAUCGAUUGUCAAAAGUCUGCUGGUGGUCCAUACCAAACUUGCGCCAUUUAUGACACCCAGAACAUGACAGUAGACGAUCCCUCCAACAAUCUCAAAAAGUACGUGUUUCCAAAAGAAACCGUUGGUAGUGGGCAUGAAAAACACAAGUUCUUUUGCGGUGCCUGUGGUACUCAUCUAUACAAUCAACCCAUGAAGCAUAAUGGCGAAAAGAGCGUCAUCAAGACUGGAUUUCUCGAUUCUGCUGAUGGACCUGGUGUCAACUUGUUCGAGCCAAUGGGUGAACUCUUUACUAAAGACAGAGCUUCUUUUGUUGCUCCCAUUCAAGGUGCAAAGCAAUUUGAGAGGGGUUUUUAA
Molecule: messenger RNA, 453 nt
Organism: Mucor velutinosus
Lineage: Eukaryota; Fungi; Mucoromycota; Mucoromycetes; Mucorales; Mucoraceae
Gene: EXG3
Product: Glucan 1,3-beta-glucosidase 3
Exons: 2
Coding region: 1-453 (150 amino acids)
Molecular function (GO): carbon-sulfur lyase activity
Source: RefSeq, a predicted model, not a curated record